GAUUUUUCAGAUUAGAGAUUCAAUUGACCCAAAAAUAAAGGACACAUCUUUAAUCAUUUCGAUAAUUCCAACAUAAUAUAGUUUUUUUUUUACUCUGCUCGCCGUUUUCUUUAUCCUUUUUAUCUCUUUCUUCCUUUUAUUUAUACCUACCAUGCCUCCACAGAAGUCGCGGGGAGUAGUUGCCGCAAAAAAGACCGUUUCCGCACCUCGAACAACGAAAAAAUCGAGUAAGGGCCCUGCUGCUGAUUCUUCGUCUGGGGCCAAGGGUCAGCCUAGGGAGUACCACAACAACAGCGAUAAUGAAGGCGAAGGGGAAGCUUCACAGGCCAUUACACCCGCCACAAAAAGGUCAGGCAAGGUGAGCAAGGAUGAUAGCGAUGUUGCACCGCCUGAUACGCUGGUGCUAAACAGGCGCACGCGCCUGGUAUUUUCAACAGACGAAGGGGUAGUUGAGGCCAAGGCUAAGGCCGCAACGACUAAGCAGGGUGUGCGCAAACCAGCAGCCAAGCCGGCGGUCAAACGAGCAGUUAAGCCAGCAACCAAACCGGCAGCAAACCGGCGGCCCCGCGUAGAAGACAAUGAGGCAUUUGGUCGUAUGGGCGUCAACAACAGCGACGGACUGUCUGAUUCUGAUGGUCCUGGCAUGGACACCCGACAAAGAAGCGCGGCAAGGCUACCUCGCUGUUUGAGAGGCAAGGCCCAGGCAAACAGCAAGAACGGGCGGCCAUUCAGAUUAAAUGCCCCGGUUGGUGACAGAUUGAAUUCAAAAAGCAGCGCUGGGUUUGAAUCAGAGCUCGAACCUGACUCUCCCACGUCCCCAUCGGAGCUGGAAAAGAUAGCAGAAUCUCGGACCAACGCCAGGGCCAAGGGCAGGAUCUCAAAGUACGACGUUUUUGUGGAGAUUGACUCGCCAUCGAGGUUUGAGCGCAGCCGCGAUGCUGAUGUGUGGCGGAAAAAGUAUGACGACUUGUUUGGGCUGCGGCAGACAAAGGCGGAGAAGGAGUACGCGGAAUACAAACAUUCGGCCGAAAAUCGGUUCGAGGCGGCCGACGCGCUUAUCAGGAAGCUCCGGGUAGAGUCGUCUGAGAUGAAGGCUCAGAAUGGCGAAGCGGCCAGCCGCGCGGUGAGCGACAAGAAGUUUGAGAAAGAGGCGGCGCUGCUGCGCCAACAGGUCGAUAGGCUCACGCAGGAGGCGCUGGUCAAAGAUGAGGCGAUCAAGACGAUGGACGAGCUGCUCAAGCGGGCUGAGGCCAACUCUAACGUUGGGCUGCGCAAGGAAAUGCAGAUUCUUCAGGAGCUGAGCGGGCUCUGCAUCGACGAGGCGGUGGACGGCGACGAUGGUCCGUCGUAUGCGUUCCGGCAGUCCGGGCCGUUAGUGGCUGCCCAAUACAAGCUGACGGAGCUCGACAAUUGCCAGGGCAGCUACCAGUACAUGCCGCUGGGGGACACAGCAGCGCUGGACGCUUUGCCGGAGUACCUCAGGGAGGAGAUGUCAUUUGACAAGUCGAAGGCCAGCAUGUUCUUCUGGCGCAUGUGCUACCACCUGAACAAUUGGCAGGCGGCGGACAGCCAGGAUGCGGACGGAGAGGCGCCAGCCCAGGUCCAGGCCGAGGGCAGCACCACGCAGACAGCUUAAUAUGACUGCGGGCGGAUGCGCAAGCCACAGCAGCUUCUUGUAACCAGUUUAUUUUUCUUCUUUCUUCCGGAUCAUUAUAUUUUAUUUUAUACUUUCCAUU
This is a messenger RNA of Kickxella alabastrina, 1736 nucleotides long. RefSeq lists its product as uncharacterized. Gene Ontology annotation, molecular function: protein binding. The record is from RefSeq and is a predicted model, not a curated record. The transcript is spliced from 6 exons. Lineage: Eukaryota; Fungi; Kickxellomycota; Kickxellomycetes; Kickxellales; Kickxellaceae. The coding region runs from base 152 to 1636 and encodes 494 amino acids.